Molecule: messenger RNA, 660 nt
Organism: Arabidopsis lyrata subsp. lyrata
Lineage: Eukaryota; Viridiplantae; Streptophyta; Magnoliopsida; Brassicales; Brassicaceae
Product: putative F-box protein At1g71320
Exons: 3
Source: RefSeq, a predicted model, not a curated record
AUGAACCAGAGCAGCCAAGGGAAAAGUGGGGCUAUGCCAAGACCAAUCGGAGGAAGCCUAUACCUCGCCAAGAAAUGUCUUGUCCGACACCCAAAUCCAAAACUCCUUGUUCUUCGAUUGGAAAUGUCUAGUGAUCGUUGUUCAAGAACCCUAUUUUUGGAUUCUUAUUCAAAAGAUCAUCACGACCACAUAAAAAUCUUUAUUCAUUCUUACACAUCUCCAGUUCCAUAUCCCAUAUAUUCUAUUUAUGAUACAGUUGGUCAAAUAAUGGGGUAUUGCAACGGAAUAGUCUGCAUCUACGAUCUCGGUUACAUUUAUCUGAUUAACCCUGCGACAAGAAAACUCCGGAUUCUUUCUCCCGAGUUUUUGCGAGAGUUUAUUUUUUCCUUAGGGUGGUCGAAUGAAUUGACAUUUAGUGUGGGAUUUGGAAGAGAUAUUGUUACAGGAACAUACAAAGUAAUAUUGGUGUAUUUAUUCGAUCGUAAGGUUGUCAAGACCGAAGCCUUAAACCUAGAAAAUGGCGAACGAAGAUACGUAUGUUUCCCCAUUUCUUACGAUCGAAUUGGCAAUGAUAAACGAUCAAUCUUUGCAAAUGGAUCGCUUUAUUGGUUGCCAAAGCCAGAUUCUCUUUUCACUAAUCCUUUAUCUUAUAAAUCACAA